CUGUAAGCGGAGAUUACGCUUUAGCACUAUUUAUGCGAUUAUUAUCACCGAAAUAAAAAUUUGCUUUUUUUUUUUCAUAAUAUUCAAUCAAGUAAAAUGUUAGAUAAAAACGAUCCUUCUACAUUCAAUCAUCAAUAUGUUCAAGUAAAUGGCAUUCGUAUGCAUUAUAUUGAUGAGAACUCUACUUCUGAUAAAGCUUUAUUACUUAUUCAUGGUUGGCCUGACCUUUGGCUUGGCUGGAGAGAACAAAUCCCUUUCCUUGUAGAACUUGGAUACCGUGUUAUUGUACCUUCUUUACGUGGCUUUGGGGAAACUGAUGCACCUGAAGAUCCUGCUAAAUAUGGUUUUGCUACAGUUUCCAAGGAUUUGGUUGAUCUUUUGGAUCAUCUUGAAAUUCCUACUGUUACUGUUAUUGGUCAUGAUUGGGGAGGAAUGGUUACAUGGCGUUUUGGCCAGUUCUAUCCUAAUCGAGUAAAGGCAUUAGCUAGCUUCUGUACACCUUACGUCCCACCUGCUAAACAAGAAGUGACACUUGAACAAAUUGUUCAAGUUUUACCUAAUUUUAAAUACCAACUCUAUCUCUGUACACCAGAGGCUGAAAAGGAUAUUAACAAUAAUGUCGCCAAGUUUUUCCAUCGUAUUUUCCGUACCAUUGAUGAGAUGGGUAACGAACGUUUGAUUGAUCCUGAAACACAUUCUUUGGCUGAAGGUCGAGAAGAUGUUCCUCGCAGCCAACAUGUCUCUGAAAAGGUCAUGGAUUACUAUGUCGAAUGGUAUAAGAAACGUGGCGCACGUGGUGGAUUAAACUGGUAUAAGCAAACACAUAAUAACUUUGUUCAAUGUAAGGAUUUGGAUCCUAUCAUCAGAAAGCCCUCCAUGAUGGUUGUUGCUGAGCUCGAUAAGGCCUUACCUCCUUCCAUGGCUCAAAAUAUGCCUAACUACAUACCUGGUGUUGAAAUCAAUUUUGUUGCUGGAUCUGGUCAUUGGAUCUUAUGGGAGAAGCCCUCUGAAUGUAAUCAAUAUUUGAAAAACUUCCUUUCACGAAUUGAUUCUGCCAACAAACUGUAAACAAUUAUUUUUCAUUAUAUAUAUCAAUAAAACAAAUACUUUUUUUGUUUUAAAAAAUA
Molecule: messenger RNA, 1127 nt
Organism: Cokeromyces recurvatus
Lineage: Eukaryota; Fungi; Mucoromycota; Mucoromycetes; Mucorales; Mucoraceae
Product: Alpha/Beta hydrolase protein
Exons: 3
Coding region: 97-1068 (323 amino acids)
Molecular function (GO): hydrolase activity
Source: RefSeq, a predicted model, not a curated record